This is a messenger RNA of Penicilliopsis zonata CBS 506.65, 1005 nucleotides long. RefSeq lists its product as hypothetical. The coding region runs from base 330 to 836 and encodes 168 amino acids. The transcript is spliced from 2 exons. The record is from RefSeq and is a predicted model, not a curated record. NCBI's taxonomy places the organism in Eukaryota, Fungi, Ascomycota, Eurotiomycetes, Eurotiales, Aspergillaceae.
UCCGCUGGAAGCCCCGAAGGCCCUUUUGACAAAGAUGAAACCUGCGCGUUUGAUAUCUAGAAUUCAGGGUUCUGAAUCCAUAGCACCUGCUGCUGCAAAAGAAAAUUCGCUCGGAGCAUACGAAUACAUCAUCACUAGUGCCAUGCCCCCUACUCAGACCAUAAUUCGGACAAAGGUUCGAUCCGAUACUUGCAGGCCUUCUGCCUUCCGAUGGCGGAUAACGGUGCCCUGGAUGCCAACCAACAAGCGUCUGGGCUUGAACAGACGGACCAUUUGGUCGGACACGGAACCCCGGAAUCUGAUGUCGUGUUCUUCCUCCGUAUAUAAGUAUGCCAGCCAGAAAGAGGUACUGCGUACGGAGAACCUUCACCUCUCCUCCAUACGGAGGACUACGGAGCACCUCGUACCUGGGUACUCGGUACUCUGUACUCGUCCUGGCGAUUAGCAUGCAGGAUGAUCGACGAUUGGUUGUAUCUGAUCAAUACAUUAUUAGAGAUUUGAUAGGUUUGGUGGUUGAUUGCUGGAAGACAGAGACGAAUCUGACCACUGUUUGCUGUUUCGUGCCUGACCGGCAGGCAAACAUUCAAUUCAGGCAGACAGGAUCUGCCCUGUCCAGGAGGUUCUUCUUCCUUCACAGCUCUCUACUCCACGUCCCUGGAGAGUUCUAUUGCUACCUGUGGUCUACAUAUGAUCCUACCUCUUCUCUUCAUUCUCAUACGCACCCAUUAUCCCGUGUUUUCGCCUCGUACUCGCCUGCAUAUUCCAAACCCCCGCCCCUCGACUGGAUCGCUUCCCCUGGCAGCCACCAACGCAGCGCUAACAAGCGAUUCAAGUAGCUACGGAGUAGCCCACCGGGGCCUUCUAGACCACAGGCCAUCCCAUAUAAUUUCCGAUCCGAUCGUACUCGCGUGGCUGCUGGUUGUUGGUGAUGCAUCUAGGAGCUUGGGUGCGCCUAUAAUUCGACGGGUUCGGGAUCGGGCACAAAUUGGCCCUGUACGGGAGUAA